AGCAAAAGGUCCAAUACACGUUCUCAGGCGAUUAAGAGAUUAUCCUCGGUUGUUCUCGCGAUCCAGUGUGUUGCGUGCAUAUCGUAUUGUUCCAAGAAGGAAGAAAUAAUAUUUAAUUUCGAUCUUAAUACUACACCAGUGUGUGACAAGGCUUCGACCCUGGGUUCUUGUGUUUUUCUCGAGUGGGGACCUGGAGAACGCACUAUUCCCUCUUUAGUGAGAGCCAGGUUCGUGGCACAUACGAGAGGAACUUCGUGGGAUCGACAUCGCUGCAGGCCAUUGCCAUGGACAGAAAAAUUCUGCUUGUCUUGUGCUUCCUGGUAACUGUUGGUGUCAUCGAGGCUCAACUGUCACACAAAGGAGGCAAUUGCCCUCUGAGGAAUACAGUCUCCAAAUGCACCCCCAGCUGUGUAACCGACUACCAAUGCUCCUUCAAUGAAAAGUGCUGUCCCAACAAGUGUGGCUCCACGUCUUGCACCAGCUCCAGUGCUGUCAACACCGGCAGCGAUGGCGGCUACAAGAGCUCCAAUCGAGAUACCGGGGUCUACUGCGGAGGCGUCAAGUGCAGCUCCUACGAGAAGUGCGAGAUGGAUCGGACGACCAAACGCGAGAGAUGUGUUCGCACUUAAUUUCGAUGUUUUUUUCAUGUGUAGUUUGUUGCUUUACUCGUCGUAAAUUGUGAUUAUGUUAUUUACUCAAGAACGACGAGAUGUUUUACAAUUUAUGAGUUAUAAAAUUGAGGUAGUGCAUGUGCAGGAAAAUAUGAGAUGAUAAUUACGGAUUUUCCUGGAAAACUGGACGGAAAAAUCACAGUUUUAUAAAUUAUCAGAGAACUUGUUUCAGAGGAUUUUCUCUUGUUGAAUAUGUCUCUUCAGGUUUCGGAUUGAUUGUUUAUAAAAACAAAAUUGGAUUUAUGUAUUUUAUUAUAUGAUGGAAAGAAAAUAUUGUUCACUAAAAUAAAAAUGGAAAAAACUUGAUUAAUUUUA
Molecule: messenger RNA, 986 nt
Organism: Diachasmimorpha longicaudata
Lineage: Eukaryota; Metazoa; Arthropoda; Insecta; Hymenoptera; Braconidae
Product: waprin-Thr1-like
Exons: 4
Coding region: 285-629 (114 amino acids)
Cellular component (GO): extracellular region
Molecular function (GO): peptidase inhibitor activity
Source: RefSeq, a predicted model, not a curated record